CCUCCCCCCCAACCUGCGCAGCGUGCAAAUACCAGCGCCGCAAAUGCAGUCCAAACUGCAUCCUCGCCCCUUUCUUCCCCGCCGAUAAGCCCCAAAUCUUCCUCAACACCCAUCGCCUCUUCGGACUCUCCAAGAUCAUCAAAAUCCUAAACUCCCUCGAAGCCAAUGCUCGCCCGGAAGCCAUAAGAUCGAUCAUCUUUCAAUCAAAUGCUCGCGCUCAAGAUCCCGCCGGCGGAUGCUACCGCAUCGUGCUGCAAUUGCAGGACAGCAUUCAGCUUUAUCGGGCUAGGCUUGACCACGUUUUGCGGCGGAUUUCGGCGAUUAGGGAGCGGGCUCAGAUCUUGCAGGCUGAAACAAGUGGUUCUUGCGAUCAAGAUCUUGAGCAAUGUUUGAACUCGGGAGCUAUUGCUCGACAGCCGGGGGAGGUCUAUAAUGGCGGAUCGGAGGUGCGGGGGGUUCCAAUCCAGGGAGACGUAAAAUUGCGGAUUUAGGGUUCAGCUCUGUGAAUUCUUUGUGGAGGAGGAUUUUUCGUUACGUUUAUCCUUAAUAAUUAUUAUUAGAUAAUGAUGUUGAUAGUGAAGAUGUAAUUAUUAGUUGUUUUAUGGGUAAAUAAA
Phalaenopsis equestris is the source of this 614-nucleotide messenger RNA. RefSeq names its product LOB domain-containing protein 22-like. NCBI's taxonomy places the organism in Eukaryota, Viridiplantae, Streptophyta, Magnoliopsida, Asparagales, Orchidaceae. The record is from RefSeq and is a predicted model, not a curated record.